AAACAAUUACCAACACUAGGAAAGAGUAGUCCUGGACCUCCUCAAACCCCGGUCAAGUUCAACCCCCCGGGAGGAGGACUACCCUACGAGAUGCAUCGACUAGGAGGACGCAACGAGGAUGGACUAGCACAUGUUGUUGUUAUGAAAACCAUCAGAGGAUGGCACUGUCCACACUGUAGUUACGUAUCUCCAAGUCAGAAAGGAAAUCUAAAGGUGCAUAUACUGAACCGGCAUGCUAGCCCUGGUGAAUCAUUUGGUUGUAUGUUCUGUGGUAAACAUCUCUCAAGUCGGUCGUCUUUACAGGUUCAUAUAUCACAGGUGCACCGAGAGCAGAACAAGGCUAAACGGAUGCUUGAAGAGAGAAUGAAGAUUAACAAUCUCGAGGAUCGAUUGAAAUCUGAAAUGGCCUCUGGAAUCCUUGCCUCCGGUACAGCUGAGGCUCUUCGUCAAGCGAGGCAGGCGGAGGAGAGGUUGAAGAGCGAUAUGUUCGGCCUCUUGAGGAACCAGGAGGAGAGGACUAAGGAUGAGAUGGUGAACCUCUUGAUGCAGCAGGAGGCUGGAGGGAAGGAGGGCUCCUUAGCACUGGGCUCAGGAGCACUUAGUAUUCAGGCUAUACCAAAUCCUUCUGCUUCCUCGGGUUCUCCUAAAGAAGACGAUAUGCCCGACUCUCCAGGGUUUCCUCAAGGUCCCUUUCCAGGGCUUCCUUUCCAAGGAGUUCAGGGUUUUCCGAUCAUCUAUCCCCAGUCUCCGAACGGGAACGAAGACGAUUGAUUGCAUUGCGUCCAAAAACGAAAAACGAUGACUUGUCCAUGGGAAAAAUUCGCUAAAUUACCGAUUUGUUUGAUCUUUGGGAUUUUAAUCCUUUUUAUUUCACAUCACAUUUGACUUGAGUUUUUACAACUGUUAUGAGAUAUUAUCCUGAUAUUAAACUAGCAUGCAUCCAAGCCUUAAAUACAAACUUCAAAAUAUACGUGCCAAAGUUUACCAGGAAAAAAUUACCCACUACGCUGGUUUUUACCUAGAUAUAAUUAUGUACAUAAUAUUGUACACUUUACGCAGUCGUGUAUGUAUUUUAAACUUUUAUACUAUCCAAACAUCCUUUGGUUGGUAAAGACGAUUUAAAAGUAAAGUUUAGAACUGUUUUGUAAACUGAUUAGUGCUUCCGUAUUUAGUGCUCUGUGUUUUGGUAAUUAAUUCUUAAUUUAUGAAUUUUUGGGAGAUUUUUGCCUGUUUUAUCAAUGAGGAAUCAUAUCAUUCGUUUUCAUUACAAAAAAUUAGUAUUUGCCAAAAAUUGUAUUAUAUACAUUUACUUAUAUAUACGUAAUAUUUGUUCCAUAACUUUAACCAGUGAAACGAUUUGAAUCUCUUAUUUUUAAUCUUGACGCUACUUUUCCAACAGACAUGAAGCAAUAUCAUUACUUUUUUCAACAAAAAAUACCUUGCUACAGCUUUAUCCCCGAACUUCCCUCACAUUUCAAACCUGUACAAAAAAUGUCGACCUGAGAUGCCAAAAAAAACUCUCUUGGUUCUGAUUUUACGCUGUAAAUAAUACUCGAAAGACGUCACUUCCAAGGAUUGAUCGAUUCCAAAUCGAUGAAUCAUUAAUACAAAUAUUUCUUCCGCAUAAUACGUGUGAACAAAUUCGACAGUGUGAAUCAAAAAAAGUGCUGUCCUCUCUCCUGAUACAGGGUGAGGCACAAAAACGUCUCCCACAGGAGACUCUAAAAAAUGUGAACUAUUACCGUACAAAAGUUAUAUAUUAUGUAAAAAGAUAUUAAAUGAAACAAUGUGUUUCGCCUUAUAUACUCUAUGCAUGUCACUUCACACCAGUGCCAAACAAAAAUACUCGUUUAAACUUUUUUAGACUUAUAGAUAAACAUAUUCCAGUACAUUUCAGCCCAGUGCUUAUUGUCCGUACAUUCUUCAACUACAAAAAGCACAAUGAUUAUUUCAUCCAUGGUUUAGUCCUGGUUUUAAAGCAGAACAUUUUGUUUAACACUUUUUUGGCAUUUGUUUCCUUGCAGCUUUUAAUAAUUUAGUAUUAACCUAUAGUUGGCAGCGAGAAUAACAUUUAUUAGAUAAUUAAUAUUUUCUUAAAAGUUUUGUCAAUUCGUAAUAUAAUCUUUUAUAUCUUUCAUAAAGAAUAUAGUACAAGAAAGGCACAAAAUUAAUAUGUUAGAAUCAGAUUUUAAUUUGAAAAAGGAAUUCCAUAUUUAACCCGAAUAUUCUUGUUACUUGACAGUAAAAUAUUUAUUUUAAAGCCCAAGUGAAGUGUCAAGUAAAUUUUAAAAAUUAUCCUGUUUUUAAUAACUUCAGAGAGAUUUUUAGUGACCCUUUAUUUAUGGUAUGUCUGAUUUACAAGGGUAAACACCACACAUUGAAUUAUUGUCUUCUUAAAAACUAUUGAUUUCUGACAAUUUUCUUCCAUCUUCUCUGCAGCUAAAAUACAGAGAAAACACAAUUGAAAAUGAUCCAUUGUUGAUAGAAAUCUUAGACAUUGUUAUCAUGCUCUUACAAAUGUUAAAGGUACCAUUGUGAAUCAGAAAAUAGAAGGAUUACAUAAUUGAAAUUACGUUUAAACCAGCGGAUUACUUUCAGCUUGGUCAAAUGUAGAAUUUAAAAAAAACCUGUUUAACCAAAAAAACUGGAUGUUCACCACUUAUUCUUGAAAAUAUGUGGGACUCUUUUUUUUCAAACAGUUCAUUUUAAUUGAAGAAACGAACCAAAAAUAGCAUCUUAUUCUUGACAUGAUCUUUUUCACCAAAUUAACGCAGUAUUAUUUACAAAUAAAAAAGAUAUAAAAAUCAAUUAUUUAAAAUUCUUUAAACACACAAUACUCUUAGACAUUUUUGCAGUAUUUUUUGCUUUUAAUUGUAGUUCAAAUAAUAGAGAGAGAGAAAAAAAACGUUUUAGUGCCAUAAUUUUAUAACCUAUGUAAACCGUAAUGUAACUUGUUAUCAUUAUUACCAAAAUCUUUUGUAUCCAUUUAGUUUGAACUUUAAAAGAAAAAAGAAAUAAUUUCUGUUUUCUUUAAAGAAUAAUAUUUCUGACGAUAUUUGUUCACAAAUGCAGAUAUUGGAUAGGAUAUUUCGACAAUGUUAGGCUUUAAACUUGAAUACGUAACCAUUAUUUACAAAUAAAGCACAUUUAAAAACGA
Molecule: messenger RNA, 3157 nt
Organism: Eurytemora carolleeae
Lineage: Eukaryota; Metazoa; Arthropoda; Copepoda; Calanoida; Temoridae
Exons: 6
Coding region: 91-771 (226 amino acids)
Source: RefSeq, a predicted model, not a curated record